Messenger RNA from Pseudophryne corroboree (corroboree frog), 5333 nucleotides. It is a transcript of the gene KLB, whose product is annotated as klotho beta. Gene Ontology annotation, molecular function: hydrolase activity, hydrolyzing O-glycosyl compounds. Lineage: Eukaryota; Metazoa; Chordata; Amphibia; Anura; Myobatrachidae. Gene Ontology annotation, biological process: carbohydrate metabolic process. Bases 149 to 3220 code for a protein of 1023 amino acids. The transcript is spliced from 5 exons. The record is from RefSeq and is a predicted model, not a curated record.
CUGAGAUAAGACAGUCCCAGCGCUUGCAGUAGAAGACAGCAGGGUCAGUGGGACACCCAUUCUCUCUGCAGCCCAUUGCCCCUGAAUGGAAGCCUCUCCAUCCUGACACAUGAAAGGAGUCCCAUUGCCAGUAGACUAGGGGGACACAAUGGUUGCAUGUUGGCUGAAAGGACUCUGGCUUUUUGUGGCUAUCAUUUUCCCAAGAGAUGUCACUGGAAUCCCUGGAGAAGGCAGGAAAGUCUGGGAAAGGAUGGGACAAGUCAAGCCUUUAACUGAGGAACAACUUUUUUCUAGCCAUGGAACGUUCCCCAAAGACUUUCUAUGGGGAGUAGGAAGUUCCUCCCUGCAAAUAGAAGAGGACCACUCCGGCAGAGGACCUUCUGUAUGGGACGAGUUUAUGAGAGCCCACCAGCCCUGGCUUGGAAACCUUACCAGUGGGCAGCCUGCAGACACAUCUGCCAGCUUCCCGGGCAAGGAACUGCCAGCCCUGGAGUUUUUAGGGGUGGAUUUUUACCAUUUUUCCAUUUCUUGGCCAAUGCUUUUCCCCCAGGGAGAUGAUAUCCCCAGCGAGCAGGGAGUCCUGUACUAUAACAGCCUCAUCAACUUACUGAUCGGCAAGGGCUUGAAGCCAGUGGUCACCCUGUACCACUGGGACCUGCCGGUGCCCAUCCAGGAGCAGUACGAGGGUUGGGCAAAUCAGAGUGUCACCCAUCUGUUCAAUGACUAUGCCAAGUUCUGCUUCCAACAGUUUGGGGACCGGGUGAGGUAUUGGAUCUCCAUGCACAACCCCUACCUGAUAGCCUGGCACGGUUACGGCUCAGGGAUAAAUGCCCCUUGGGUGAGAGGAGACGAUGCAAGGGUGUCUGCAGUGGCACAUAACCUCAUCAAGGCUCAUGCGUUGGUCUGGCACACCUAUAAUACCCACUACCGCCCAUUUCAGAAGGGGUACCUCUCUGUCACAUUGGGCUCCCAUUGGAUAGAACCAAACAAAAGAAAUAUCGACUCCCCAGCUAUUGAGAUAUGUCAAGAAUCCAUGGAUACUGUACUUGGGCGAUUUGCUAAACCUAUUCACGGCGAUGGCGAUUACCCCGAGAGUCUGAAGAGAAAAUACGGCUCAACCUUACCUACAUUUUCAGAGGCAGAAAGAGCUCACAUUAAAGGGACGGCUGAUUUCUUUGCAUUCUCCUUUGGACCCAAUAACUUUAAGCCAUCAAAUGAUGCCAGCAAGUCAACUCGAGUUUCACUUCAUUUAAGGGGGAUAUUGAACUGGAUUAAAUUGGAAUAUGACAGUCCCAGAAUCCUCAUCAUGGAAAAUGGUUGGUUCUCCAACAGCAACAUCAGAACUGAAGACACCGUCAUAUUAUACAUCAUGAAGAAAUUUAUCAAUGAUGUCCGACUAGCUAUUAGACAUGAUGGCGUUAAUGUUUAUGGCUACACCGCAUGGUCACUGAUGGACAGCUUCGAAUGGCAGGAAGGAUACAAAAUCAGGCGUGGGUUAUUUUACGUAGAUUUCAGCAAGAUGGACAGAACAAUAACGCCCAAAUCUUCUGCGUUAUAUUACAAGCAAGUCAUACAUGACAAUGGGUUUCCGUUGGAGGCACCAGACACGAUGGCCCAUGGGCAGUUUCCAUGCGACUACUCCUGGGGAGUAACAGAUUCUGUACUAAAGGCAGAGCUGGCUCCCUCUUCUCCUCAGUUCACAGAUCGCAGAUUGUAUGUGUGGAAUAUCACAGGAGACGGGAUUCUGCAUGCAGUAAAAGGAGUAAAGCUGAAGACUCGUACUGCUCAAUGCACUGAUUUCCUCACCAUCAAAAAACAGGUAGACAUGCUGACGAAAAUGAAAGUCACACAUUACAGAUUUGCUCUAGACUGGUCCUUGAUCCUGCCACGGGGCGAUUUGUCCACAAUUAAUAGAGAAGUCCUGAGGUAUUACCGUUGCAUGAUAGAAGAAGCAUCCAAAUUUGGAGUCAAGACCAUGUUGACACUUUAUUACCCAACACAUAGUUCGCUGAAUCUUCCUGGACCUUUGUUAGAAAAUGGAGGCUGGUUAAAUAUGACUAUCGCUCAAGUAUUCAGGGACUAUGCAGAGCUGUGCUUUCAAGAACUGGGCGACCUGGUGAAGCAGUGGAUCACUAUUAAUGAGCCAAACCGUCUAAGUCACCAUUACCAAACCAACAGUAAUAACACUUACCGAGCAGCACACAAUGCACUCAUUGCCCAUUCUAUGGCAUGGCAUUUGUAUGACAAGAUCUAUAGGACUGAACAACAAGGUCAAAUAUCACUGUCUCUACAUGCUGACUGGGUCGAGCCAGCCAAUCCCUUUCUCAAUUCCCACGACGAGGCUGCAAAACGUUUUCUGGAAUUUGACAUUGCUUGGCUUGCUGAGCCAUUAUUUGGCUCUGGCGACUACCCACCUCUCAUGAGACAGUAUAUCCAAACCAAGAACCAAAAGGGAAUUUCUAAGUCUUUCCUUCCGCAUUUCACAGAGGAAGAAAAGAAGCUGGUGAGAGGUGCAGCAGAUUUCUUUGCCUUGAAUCAUUUCACCACUAGACUGGUGAUUCACGAGGCAAAGAAUGACAGCAGAUUUGACUCUGGCCAAGACAUCUCUUUUCUCUUGGAUGUCACACGGCUGUCUUCAUCCAAUGGACUGGCGGUAGUUCCGUAUGGGAUAAGGAGACUUCUAAACUGGAUAAAGAAGAACUAUGGAAACGUUCCAAUUUACAUUACAGCAAAUGGAGUGGAAGACAAAUAUUCAGAAAACGAUGAACUUAGAAAGCAUUAUUUACAGCAAUACAACCAGCAACUAUUACAAGCCUACCUACAAGAUGGCAUCAACUUGAAAGGAUACUAUGCAUUUAAGCUGACCGAUAAAACCAAACCACAAUAUGGAUUCUUCAACUCUGCCAUGUACAACUUGAAACCGAAGGCUUCAGUGAGUACAUACAGUGCAAUCAUUACGGCAAACGGCUUCCCAUUGGAUCACACAAGAAACUCCUGCAGGAUGACGAUUGCAGAGAACGUUUGUCCUUUUUGUACAUACAUCCAGCAGAGGAAGCCGCUCAUCUUUUUCUGCCUUUGCCUUUUUACCACCGUCAUUCUAUUAAUAACUGUUGCAGUCAUAAGAAAGUACAAAAGGAAGCGGAGAAAACUGCGCCCGGUGAAACACCAGCACACAGCUUGUUUUCUAAUGAAGAAGAAAGCCGGUUUCAGCCAGUGCUGAGGGCGACUGCACCUAACGCACUUUUCUCUUGUAUUCACUCCAUUUUCUCUGCGGAAGUCAAAGACUGAUUCAUCUAUUCAAUGUGUUCCUGAGCAUGUUUACAAGAGCGACUGACACCCCCCUCUUUGGCUUGCCGUGUUAUCUCAGUCCCACACAUCACUGGCAAAGACACGUGAUGUUCUCGUCAUGAGUGCUUAUAAUUUAAUUUAUAAACUGCAGGUCUACUGUAAUUAUUUUGUUCAUUAUUUAAAAAAAGAAAGAAAAAGUCACUGUUCGGGGACGUUGCUUAUUUAAAAAAAUUUGCCCACUUACGACAUUCCAUUUUAACAGAUUAGUAGCACUUUUUACAAAAACAUUUAUUUAUAUCAAUAAAAUGCUGCUAGUCUCUUCACUGGGAGUGACUCUGUUUUGAAGAAAUGGGAGGGGGGCUUACCCUCAUCUGUGGCUCUUCACUGCAUGCCACGGAAGGUUGGUGACUAUGGCUUCUCACUGGUCAUGUAACUUAGAGAAACUUUAAUGCCGCAGCUCAGAAUAAAACUAUCUAGACACGUCUUUGAUACAGAUACUUUUACUCUCAGAGGGGCUAAUUCAGAUGUGGACAGAGUAGCAGCAGCGAUGGCUCUGUAUGUAAAUGCAGCAGGAGGCAUUUAUUACAAGUAGAUGCCUCCUUCGACACCAUUGGGUGUCUUGCGGCACCCAUAGGGUCGUGCAAGCUGCCCGUCGCAGAUGCUUGUAGGAGGCCUGGAAAUCUAUGCUCAAUGACUGAGAUACUUUCCUCUUCACUCCCCUUAAAGGGCAGAAAUACGCCUUCGUUUUUACAAACGGAGGUUAUCGCCGCCACUAAAAGGCAUCAAACUGUCAAUCACAGAAAGUCUCAUGCUGGACUGCUUUCGACAUUGCAGGACCCUUUCUUGCAUUCACAGAAUGGUUCCUGCACAUGAUACAUGAUAAUUGGUACUUUGCGAGAAAAGCAGCAACUCAGUCCGCAUCUGAAUUACCCCCAGUCUCACAGCUCUUGCUAAGCUGUACCAGUCACAGGAUGGAUGAGCAUUAUGGGUAGUAGACCUAUAGGUGAUACUUACUACCCAUGAUGCUCAGCCAACCAUUGACUGGGUGUCACAGAGGAGUAGCAGAAUAGUGUAAGGAAAUGCUGCGUCAUCUUCAGAUCUCUUUGUGAAGAUGAGGGUUUUAAGGUAAUGUCUGCCCUCAAAAAUCUUUUUACAAAGCAUUUUUCAUCGCUCAGCCCAAUUUUAUUUUUUUAAAAUGUUAUUAUAUUGUACUUAAAAGAUUCCGCAUUAUAACCAACACUUAUUUGUAUGUCAGCAAUUGUUUUCAGCUGGAAUGAGGUUGCAGUUGUCAGGAAAAUCUCCAAUCGGCUCUCCACCUUUACAGUUAGAUGACAAGUAACUCAACGAUGCAGCUGCAUUUUCUAGACUGUAGGGGGUAAUGUACUAAAGAUCGAUGUCGAUCAGUUUUAGAUCGAUCAACAUCAAUGUUGUGUUUCACAGUCUAAGUUGCACAUUAACUAACACACGAUUCUUUACAUCGGUCUUUAAAAUCGACAGCAAAAAAUCUUAAAUUAAAUGUGCGAUUUAGACCCUGAAAUACAACAUUUACCCCUAAUAGUAACAUAAUAUUUAAAAAAACAACAAGAAGAAGGUCACAGAUUAAUAUAUUUUAUUCUAUAAAUAUGUCAUGUGCGCUAAAUAUUGUGGGUAUAUGGGGGUUCACUCAUAUGUCUCUGUUUAACUACAGUUUUGAAAUAAUCUGGUUGAGUAAAAUAUAACAUAUCUCGGUGUGCAUUAGUUUUUACUGUUUAAUUGGUAUUAUUGAAGCUCCGAGUAGGCAGACCUGUCAGCAAGUAGGCGGGGCUUUUGAUUCAGUUGGCAGGUGUCUGCAUACAGUCGGCUUGCUUCACUUUCUGUGAAGACCAACACCAUGCAUGUCAGUGGUACACUUAAUCAUCUCUUCAUUUCAUAUUCUGCAAUACAACGGAUUUUAUGACGGUAAGGUCACUUUGCCUUUACAGAAAACACUAAUCCGUGAGUGAACUCCCAAAGCUGUAUAUUGUGAUUCACAUCUGGUAUUAAAAUAAAGUGGAUAUGUGUCAGUG